Molecule: messenger RNA, 2512 nt
Organism: Cylas formicarius (sweet potato weevil)
Lineage: Eukaryota; Metazoa; Arthropoda; Insecta; Coleoptera; Brentidae
Product: ectonucleoside triphosphate diphosphohydrolase 5
Exons: 9
Coding region: 330-1748 (472 amino acids)
Biological process (GO): nucleoside diphosphate catabolic process
Cellular component (GO): membrane
Molecular function (GO): GDP phosphatase activity; UDP phosphatase activity
Source: RefSeq, a predicted model, not a curated record
GAUCCCUUUAUGGGCAAUAACUCCACUGCUAAUUCUUUGGGGCACAGAUUAGACUCAAUAUUUUUGUUCAAACCUAUUUGUUAUCUCUCUGUGGCGGUGGUAUUUGAAGUUUGGAAUUCAAGAUAAAAUUAAUCAAAUAUUGUUAUUAACCAUGUAUAAGGAUGAUACGCAUAAAUUAUUUUUUUAAUUGUUUAUUUAACGAAUUUUAUUUGACGUAAUUGUGUAAUAGUCUUUAAAAUUACGGAAUUGCGACAUUGACUAUUUAAUCAAUAUUUUUUUUAUUGAGUUACGUUUUAGGAACCAUUUAGCUGAAAAAAUAAGCAAUAGCUAUGAGCAACAGCGAGUUGCGAAGGAGAAAGGUGAAGGAGCACAAUGAGAAAGCGACAAAUAGAAAAAGAAAAUCAAAAGAUGUUCGACCAAAGUCGAUACAUCAGUCCUUACUGUGUUUGAUAAUCAGUGUAACAGUCUUGACUCUCUUUGUUGUAUUAUACACUGAUCAAAUCCCAUGGUAUUUGGGUCACAAGGCAGUGGAUCAUGUAGCCAAACAAUUUGGAUAUUAUAAACCUGUCUAUGCUGUGAUUAUAGAUGCCGGAAGCACGGGAUCAAGAGUUCUAGCAUACACUUUUCAUGAAUCAUACUUAGGAGAACAUUUAGUAUUGGACAAGGAGCUAUUUGACUACAAUAAACCCGGUUUAUCCUCUUUUGCUAAGGAACCUGAAAAGGGCGCCCAAAUGAUUCAAAGGUUGCUAGAAAAAGCCAAAAAGGAAAUUCCAGAACAAUAUUGGAAUAAAACCCCCUUAAUUCUGAAAGCAACUGCUGGUUUGAGACUUUUACCUGUCGAACAAGCUGAGAAUUUAUUAAACGCGGUGAGAGAUUUGUUCAAAAAGACACCAUUUUUGACUAAACAGCAAUCUGUUGAAAUUAUGGACGGAACAGACGAGGGAAUAUUUUCAUGGUUUACAGUAAAUUUCUUAUUAGAACGACUUAAUGGCAAUCCACUUAACACUGUAGCAGCACUAGAUUUAGGAGGUGGAUCUACUCAAGUUACAUUUUAUGCUGUGACUCCAGCAAGUCUUCAGGAUAAAAAGCACAUACAUCACGCUGCAUCACCCAGUGGCCCCAUUCCUGUUUUUACUCAUAGUUACCUUGGCCUGGGAUUAAUGGCUGCUAGAAAAGCAGUGAUUACUUUUGGAAAUGAGGAUGUCAAAAAUGUCACGUGCGAGUGUGUUAACCCAUUAAUCAGGGAUAAGAAAUUUCAUUAUCAUGGCAUUGACUAUUGGGUCAGUGGUUUGGACCAGAAUUAUCCAACCUCACAGACGCGUGACAACGAAUUUUAUGUGGGUGAAACCGUGCCAAUUGUAAACUUUACUAAAUGCUCGAAUAUUAUUUCCAAUUAUGUAAGGGAUAUUUCAAGCAAAACGAAACCUCCAGCAGAGUUGCCUUCAAAAGUGAUAUUUGCGUUUAGUUAUUAUUAUGAUAAAGCCAGUGCUGCGGGCCUAAUAGAUUUCACGAAAGGUGGUCAGGUAAAAGUGGAAGAUUUUAAGAAAACCGCCGAAAAAACUUGCAAAGAAGCCAACGUAGAUCAACCUUUUAUUUGCAUGGAUCUCACUUUUAUAUGGAUUUUGCUGGAAAAAGGAUUUGGCUUGAGUCUCGACACCAAGAUUUAUUUGUAUAAAAAAAUUAAUGGGCAUGAGAUCAGUUGGGCUCUUGGGUCAGCAUAUGACUUGCUUCGAGGAACCACAAAUUAAAAUUGACUCAUACAAGAUUGUUUGAAGUGGUGCCUUAUUUAUUUUACGUAUGGGAAGCUGAAUGUGCUGGGAAUUAAUUUUGAUCAUUCAAAACUGAUAUUUAUGUAUAUAAAAGGUGUAUCAGCUUGUUGUAGUAGCUUAGUAGUAAUGAUCAUUUUUUUAAAGUAUAUUUCAAUACCGCUUGUAAAGAAAAAAGCGGUACUCCCCUGCUUUUCUCAAAAUCCAACAGUGUUUUAAAAUACCAAGUCCGUAUAAAAAUGACAUUUCUCUUAACAAUUUUUACUAUGGCAACCAGUUUUUGAGAUAAUUGAAUAUUCCUCCUUUAUUUUUAAUAUAUUUACACCUCUGUCAAGUAUGUAAUUAAAUAAAAUUCACUCAGUGGGAAAUAUCAAAAAAUUGUCACCCUUUUUUGUUGUGUAAUUAUAAACCAGUAUGAAAUUUUUAUAUUUUUAUAAUAAUACCAAGGAUUUAGCUAAAAAUAAUGGUUUUAAAGGUAGCUGCUACUUUUACAUUUACUUUUCCAUUAGAUUUUAUAUCUUUUUGUGUUUUAAAUAUAAAUAUGUUGGUAAUUAUUUUGAGAAUUUAACAUAACGUCCCCAAACCCAGUUUAAAUAAGACUUGUUUCAUUAAAUACAUGUUACAGUAAACUGAUGCACCCGUUUAUAUUUGUAGGCUGUGUAACAAAUUUCCAUUCCUUUGUGUAUUGUGAUUAAACACCUAUAAUUUGUUUUUCAUUGCAAUAAAAGACAUGUUUUGCAAAAUAA